Dibothriocephalus latus is the source of this 756-nucleotide messenger RNA. NCBI's taxonomy places the organism in Eukaryota, Metazoa, Platyhelminthes, Cestoda, Diphyllobothriidea, Diphyllobothriidae. The record is from the annotation of a GenBank genome assembly.
CCAAUGCUGCGCACUGUCCAAGGCAAGACUGCACUAGAUCUGGCCUACGAGGCCGGUCGAGCCAAGGUCCUCAUCGACAUCAUGCCGACAGAGAUGAUGGUUGAACUGCUAAUGCGCAUCAAUGACGUCGUGCCCCGCGCUGUGCGUGAGGAACUUUCCGCUCAACAGGACAAGAAGGUGUCCCCCGAGGUUCCCGGUGGUCCCGCCGAUGCCAGGCUGCGUUCUCCAUCCCAUGCCACCGGUCCCAAAGCAAGAACUCGUCAGUUUAGUUCGGUCAUCCGACGUACGCCCGACUACAUGAAGAAGAAGAGGGAGCUGCGGGGUAGGGCAAUGCAUGGCGCUACACAGAACCGCUUCUCGCCAGCCGACUUUGAGACCUCGCAGGGCCUAACUUCAGGUCAGCGAGCGGAGCUGUUUUCUGACUGCUAUGAAAACGGUACCGGUGUCUACUCGCACAUUCAAAGUAAUUUUGCAACCAACCUAAAGACCCAUGACUUUUUGACUAUUCUACGAAGCCUGACGGGUUUGGUCGUGUUUGAGCAGCUCUCUGUGGACGGUGUGGUCCUUCUGGCUCCACUGCACACUUCUCUUCUCUUCCUGGCCGUUAUUUGUGGCCGAUUUAGAAUAGCGGAAAUGCUGUUGCGAAUGCGCCAGUUCGAUCAGAUCCCCGCCUGUGUACUGGUUGUCCUGAUCCUGAAUAGACUUUAUCGAGAACCUACGUUUCCAGAACAGGUAAGAUUUCAAUGCAGCCCUUAA